AUGCACGCAGCCCUCGCUCACCCAGAACCCGCAUCUGCCACAGUGCUCUCACCCAACACUACAGUGGACGGACCUGCCAUCGACGGCAUGGGACUUCUCCUCGGUCCUGAACGCAAGCAGAGCAGUUCCCAGGCAGGUGGACUCGCUUGGGGCGCAACACCCGAGGGCGAGGUGUUUGGCGAUCUCUCCGGCAUCUCAUUCCACCGCCUCCUCCUCGACACGCUGCUCCCCGGCUAUGGGUGCAUCGGUCUCAUGAAUGAUAUGGCAGUGAACAACACGGACCAGUACGAGGGCGGACACGGCGGCGAAGGCGGUUUCCUCGGUGCUCCACCUCUGCCGGACAUGUUCUUCAUCCGACCUGACGACCUGCCACCGCGAGCGCAAGCCCGUGUCAUGGUCGACUACUUUGAGAGCCACACUUGGCAAAUCUAUCCCGUCGUCGACUGUGCGAGCCUCAAGAAGACGUACGAGCAGCUUCAGGACGAUGCGGCCGAGUACGCGCGUCACCUUCUUGCCGACAAGCCUGGCCAUCUGCCUGACCCAUUGCGCAUCCCUCGCAACCAGCCCAUCAUUGCGCUGCACUUUGUUGUGUUCGCCCUUGUCCAGUCCAUCUCGGAGACGCCGUUCACGCGUAUUGAUGUCCACAGGCUCGCGUUGAGGAUGCUCCGCAAACAUCUGGACUGGCCGCACAGCACCCUCAAAGUCCAGGCGCUUCUCAUCGCAGCGCUGCUCAUGCAGGGCAUCGACCGCCCGGGAACGAGUUGGGAUCUGCUUGGCUGUGCCAUUGGCUCAGCUUAUGCGGUGGGGCUACACGACAAGGGCAAUAACGACCGAUUUCCUCCUGUGGAACGCGAGAUGCGGUCUCGUGUGUGGUGGGCAUGCUAUACGUUUGACCGUCUCCUCACUGUUUCUAUCGGCCGGCCCUCCCUGAUCAGCUUCGACGCCUUCUCUGCACCGUUGCCUUCGCCAUUACCGGGGGAGCAGGAGAUGCCUGUGCGCUUUAUGAGCGACUCUAUACGCCUUUACCGGGGACUAUCGGAUGUCAUCUCGAACCCUCCCAUAUCGUUCCGCAACGCCUCGCCCGAGUUCGUGUCGUCUGUCACCGAGCAGCUGUACCAGCUGGAAAAGCAGUAUGCGGCUUGGAGUGAGGCUGUAACUCCCGAACUCAACUUUGCGCACCACCCCCCAACCUGUGCACUGUCAACUGUGCUCGCGCUUCGUGGCCUCACGCUCCGCCUCCUCCUGCACCGGCGUGUAAUGCUGGCUGCGAUCCGAGAGCAUAUUGGGCAACGUUCGCGCUCAGGGACACCGAUCUCGGCAAUGACAUCUGUGCAGUACGUUGAGUCACGACAGAGGCACCACGCUUUUGGGAUCAGCCUCGGUCUCGUGAUUGAGACAGCCAUCCAGACUGCCCAAGUUCUUGAGGGGCGCACUGGCGAACCGCUUGUGCUCUCGGCUCCAUGGUACCUCCUCUUCUACUCGAUGAACUCGUUCAUGUCACUCGUGGCAGCGUUCCUCCUCGACCUGACGCAGUGGGCGUGGUUUAUUCGCACGCCUGCUGCAACCAUCGUCCAUGCGCUCCUAUCGGUACAUGCAACUGUGCGCCAGAUCUACGAUCGAUACAACCGACCAAGUGCGCGCCAGGCACUGCUCAUCAUCGAGCACCUCCUCACGGCUCUCGGUCUGCCUGCCUCUGAGCAGAGUCAUCCACCGCCAGCUCCUGAGCCGACAGCCGUCGACAGCAUCGAUGCUGUCGCGAGCAUCAUGGCGAGCUUCCAGGACCUGCCUCACCUAGACUUGGUCGAGCUCUCCAAGACGCUCGGGAUAGAGCUAGAUCAGGCGGCUUUUUCAUAG
Cutaneotrichosporon cavernicola is the source of this 1854-nucleotide messenger RNA. RefSeq lists its product as uncharacterized. The record is from RefSeq and is a predicted model, not a curated record. Gene Ontology annotation, molecular function: RNA polymerase II cis-regulatory region sequence-specific DNA binding; zinc ion binding; DNA-binding transcription factor activity, RNA polymerase II-specific. Bases 1 to 1854 code for a protein of 617 amino acids. The transcript has 7 exons. Gene Ontology annotation, cellular component: nucleus. Gene Ontology annotation, biological process: DNA-templated transcription; positive regulation of transcription from RNA polymerase II promoter by galactose. Lineage: Eukaryota; Fungi; Basidiomycota; Tremellomycetes; Trichosporonales; Trichosporonaceae.